AUGGGUGUUAAGACUCAGAGGAUGGCAGACAACACCCCCGGUACACCCACCUACAGGGUUAAGCACUGGUUCCUCUGUUGUUUGGCACUCUGCCAUCUUGCUGCCUUCUCAUCGCUCUACGUCCAGUGGCCUGGUCUGUACGGAGAAGAUGGAGUGAUGCCAGCUCAUCAAGCCACCCCCACCGGGUUCAGUUUGAAGACUCUAGCUGCAACCUUCAAUCUGCCUCUGAAAGAGACGGCCGAGUUAGUGUGUUUAGUUGGAACUGUUUUAGCUGGCCUCUUGACCGCCUUCCCAGCUCUGAGGGUCAGUCCUGCUUAUGCCUUGUUGGGAGCACUCUAUUUCAGCCUCUAUCAGGUGGGGAGGAAGUUCCUUUGGUUUCAGUGGGAUAUUAUCCUGUUAGAGACUACUUGUCUCAGUGUUCUUGUAGCCCCUCUCUUCCCCUCCAAAAAAAGUUUGCCACAUGACAACAUCACGUUGUGGCUGGUGAGAUGGUUGGCGUUCCGGCUGAUGUUUGCGUCGGGUGUGGUCAAGUUAACCAGCGGCUGUCCGACUUGGUGGGGCCUUACUGCCAUGAACUGGCACUAUGAGAGUCAGUGUAUUCCGACACCGUUAGCUUGGUUUUCUCACCAGUCCCCCGACUGUUUUCACAAACUUGAGGUGAUCGGAGCAUACCUCAUUGAGAUAGUCUUCCCCUUCCUCUUCUUCGCACCUAUCGCUGCUAUGAGAGCUAUGGGUGUUUACGCUCAGGUGUCCCUGAUGUUGAUGAUCAUGUUAACGGGAAACUACAACUUCUUCAACAUGAUAACAUGUGGUCUGGUGAUCACCUCCCUUGACGACUCCUACCUCCCCUCCGCUGCUACUCUAGUCACCUACCUCUCUCCUGUCUCUAGUGGGGGCCUGGGAGCUGUUGCUGCUCUUUUCAAACUACCGUUCAAGUUGCUGGUUGCUCUGGUGAAGAUGCCGUAUAGGGUUGUCGUUGGAGCUAGUAAAUGUCCUGUCAGGGCGGUGUCCACAAUAGGUAUCCUGUCUGUUGUGGCUGGAGCGGGCUGGUUAAUGAGGGUGCUGGGUGGAGUGGGGGUAGAUGGUAACUGUGGUAAACUAACGUUUGCUAGACCCGAGUUGGAGUGGUUUCUAUCCCACUCCGUUCCAAUGGCUAUUGUUAUGGGCCUGGUGUCCCUUCUUGGAAAUAUUAUCAGAGCUUACUACUUCACUUUGAGAUCUACUGAUAAGUCAAAGAUGAUAAAGCUGGGCGAAGUGAUACAGACAAGUAUAGUCUCGUGCGCUGUAAUGACCAUGUUUGCGGUGUCCUUGAUGCCCAUUACCGAACUUGACAGAGAUACUCAGAACAAGAUACCACUCUCGGUUCAGGAGCUCCAUCAUAGGACACGCCACUACCACGUUGCAAACAGUUACGGUUUGUUCAGAAGCAUGACGGGGGUCGGUGGCCGUCCAGAGGUGAUCCUAGAAGGCUCAGACAAACACGAUGGGGGUUGGCAAGAGUUCGAGUUUCUCUACAAACCAGGCGACCUAUCUCGCGCUCCCCCCGUAGUGACGCCCCACCAGCCUCGAUUAGACUGGCAGAUGUGGUUUGCAGCCCUCGGAUCUUACAACUACAACCCCUGGAUAAUAAAUCUAGCGUACCGCCUUCUUAACAACAGCACGGAUGUUAACAACCUUAUCAAACACAACCCCUUCCCAGACAACCCACCCAAGUUUAUCAGAGCUCUCAAAUACAGAUACCACUACACCAAGUUCGGUAACGGAACACGUAACUGGUGGACACGUGACAGUCAGGAGGAAUAUUUCCCACCUCUGGCACUGUUCCAACCUACCUUGAAAGAGUUCCUGGAUUACCAUGGAUACAUUAAACCCCUGCGCGAAGACCACGUGGACAAGACGAUUGUUCCUUAUAUGGGCAUGAUCAGGUCAGUGGUUGAUAAGGCUGACCCUGUGGUGUUUAUUUGGACACUGUGUCUGGCCUCGUUUUUGCCUCAUUUUAAGGCGUUGAGGUUUAGGUUUAGCUUGUUUGGUAUCUAAUGACAAUUGCAAUAUCUUUAUGGUUUAUGGAUUUCAAUAAAGAGGGGAUUUUGGGAUUAAAGACAGCUAUUUUUUCAAAAUAGUUAUUUCAGUAGUAAAUUAGUAUUAUUAAUAAUAAUAUUAUAUUUUUGUAUUUGCAAUUUUCGAAUGGAUAAAUUUUCAUAUUAAACCUAACAGUAGUAUAAUGUAAACAACAGAUGCUGGAUGUAUGGUUCAUGUCACCAAGUAAAUAGUGUUUUAAGUUUCGUUUUUCGCUCUCCUGAGUGGGUCGAUAAUGAUAGAUUAAUGGGGACAAGACAUGAUGUAUUUUGUGGAGCCUCUCAUUUCGUCCCCAGUAAACUAAAGAGUGUUUUACGUUGAAAGGUGUUCCAAUGUUUGUGGCUUUUAUUUGAACGGGUUUUUAUUCCAGGUUGUUUGUGUAAUGUAGCUUUUCCGAUAACAAUAUUUAGCAGUC
Bolinopsis microptera is the source of this 2491-nucleotide messenger RNA. Its product is annotated as lipase maturation factor 2-like. Gene Ontology annotation, biological process: protein maturation. The coding region runs from base 1 to 2037 and encodes 678 amino acids. Lineage: Eukaryota; Metazoa; Ctenophora; Tentaculata; Lobata; Bolinopsidae. The transcript is spliced from 12 exons. Gene Ontology annotation, cellular component: endoplasmic reticulum membrane. The record is from RefSeq and is a predicted model, not a curated record.